AUGUCAUCGUCACCAAUUCCUCUUCACCAAGGGUUUAUUACCGGAUAUUUUUGCGAUAAGCCCACGUCGGGACCAUCUGCAGGGACGCCUGAUAUUUCCGUUUCAUCAACGACUCUAUCCACCGAAGCCAAGGGCUCGAUCAAAACCCUGCUUGAAAAAACCAAUGCUGAAGGAAAGAAAGAUGAACGUCGGAUCCUCUACAAUAUUGACUCGUCGCUUCCAUUCCAACUUGCGGCAAUUUCCCUUGGAAACUCUUCAACCCCCCGUUCUCUUUACGAGAAAAGAGAAUCUGUUCGUAAGGCGGCGGCAAAUGGAGUAAGAUUGCUUUCAAGCCAGGGCGUCAAGGAGUACAUUCUUGAUACCUUUUCGGAUUCUCAAGCUGCAGUCGAAGGCGCCAUCCUUUCGUCUUAUUCUUACCUCAAGUUUUCCGAGAACUGCAAAUCUCUGUCGUUUAAAAUGGCUCCUGUGUGCACUGCCAAUGAUAUCCAAUCGUUUAAACGUGGCUUCAUUAUGGCGUCUGCUCAGAACGUUACACGAUACUUGGCCGACACGCCGGCAAAUAUUUGCACGCCCUCGAAAUUUGUGGAAGUGAUACAAAAAUUUGCACAAGAGCAUCUGUCGCACAUUUCUUCGCAUGUAAAAAUAGAAGCCAAAGAUGCAUCAUGGGCCAAGGAGCAGGGAAUGAAUUCCUUUCUCUCUGUAUCCCAGGGAUCAGCAGAACCCUGCAAGUUCUUAAUAAUGGAGUACCAAGGCCGAGAUGCAAAUGGCCUUUCAUCUGCAGAUGAAUCUCCCAUCGGGUUAGUGGGAAAGGGAGUAACCUUUGAUGCUGGAGGUAUUUCUCUCAAGCCGGCCGCCAACAUGGCCAACAUGAAAGCAGACAUGCAGGGGGCUGCAAUUAUGGCGACCUCGUUCAUUACGGCUGCCUUCUGUAAGCUGCCUAUUAAUCUUGUUGCUGUGAUUCCAUUGACUGAAAAUCUGCCUUCCGGCACAGCCACCAAGCCUGGAGACGUCAUCACUGCCAGCAAUGGGAAGACCAUCGAGGGUAGGCUAAUUUUGGCCGACGCGCUGGUGUUCAUCAAAAAAUAUUCGCCAUCCGUUAUUAUUGACGCUGCUACGUUGACAGGCGCCAUUGGCGUUGCUCUUGGAUCGGCCACUUCAGCCAUCUUUUCCACCUGCGACAAUUUGUUCAAAGAGAUGGAGGAGGCCGGAUAUUCCUCUGGUGAUCGCAUAUGGCGAAUGCCUUUGUGGGACGACUAUCGCCCACUAAUGGACUCUUCCGUUGCUGACAUCAAGAACGCCUCUAGCUUGCGCGGUGGCGGAGCCUGUACGGCCGCUGCAUUUCUGAAAGAAUUUGUUGACGAUGGGCAGGUCUGGGCCCAUCUGGACAUUGCAGGAACAAUGCAAGUGUCUUCUGAAGAUGGCGUUCUUUCAAAGGGAAUGAGUGGCCGCCCCAUUCGUAUGCUGCUAUAUUGGCUGUUAGAGCGAUCUAAAGCCACAUUGGCAAGGUUUGCUUUACUCCUGUUUAACUGUAGCUCUGGAUCGAGCCUCGAGACGCUCUUGCUGUCGCUGCCAGAGGAUAAGAUAUCUGCCUUUUGCAGACAUUUCCCUCAGUAUUAG
Mitosporidium daphniae is the source of this 1617-nucleotide messenger RNA. RefSeq lists its product as uncharacterized. Gene Ontology annotation, biological process: proteolysis. The transcript has 2 exons. Gene Ontology annotation, cellular component: cytoplasm. Gene Ontology annotation, molecular function: manganese ion binding; metalloaminopeptidase activity. Lineage: Eukaryota; Fungi; Microsporidia. The record is from RefSeq and is a predicted model, not a curated record. Bases 1 to 1617 code for a protein of 538 amino acids.